GUUUAAUCUGAUUUUGAAUCUGGCUUUUUGUAAAAAGUAGAGUUGAAUUUUCAUUUCAACUUCCUGUCACCUCAUGAUAAUAGACAAAGUAAGAAAAUUAAUCAUAUGAACGAAGGACGGAGUAGUUAUUUAUGGUAGAUUUGAGUGAUUAGAUCCAUCAAUUAUCCAUGGUGGAGUUAAGCUGUAAGACCACCAAAUAUUCAAAAUUUUACAUGACCAAGAGCAGUGCUACAUCAUAUUGUAUCGUAGGUUCGUCAAAUUGCUCUCCACUUUGGCGUCAAGGUACGCCAAGAGUCGGUGCGAGAAGCUUCCAUGGCUGCGGUCGUCGAUCGCGUUUGACCGGUCUCCUCAUUUUGGUGAGCUUCUUUUGGAAGUUCGAAGGCAGGCGGACAUCAGAAUCUGAAAUGGAAGUCUGCAUCUGAUCAGGUGGAGGCGGUCAAGGUCGCUCCAUCAGCUAGCGCUCGCAUCGGCUGCUGCUGAAGUACCGCUCGCUCGGAGUUGGCCUCUCAGCGUUGCGAGGAUAUGUGAGAGGCAAGCAGGUCCCGCUAAUACUGGCUGGCAGCCACAAGAUCUCGUUCCGAAGGUGCACCACCGGAGCCCGAUUUGGAGCCCCAGCAAUCCGCCACGGGACGCGAAGACCAGGCAGCGAAUUUUGCCCUCUCCUUCUUCCUUUCUGCACCUUUGACUCACGAAGGCGAGCAGAACCAAAGAUACUCCUCAAUUAGAAACCAUCGAUUGCGAGAUAUUCACCCUGCAUUUCGAGGAACAAAGUCCAGCGAUGGUUUCCACUGAAUCUCGCGGCUCCCGGGGAAUGGAAGAUCAGCAUUGGCCGGAUCGAAGCGCGACGGAGGAACCGACGAUUUAAUUAGAAAAUCGACCGAUUCAAAGCCGCGACCGAGAAAAUGUUGUCGAAAAAAUCGGCUCGGUCAGUCGUUUGUUCAGAUCUC
This is a messenger RNA of Marchantia polymorpha subsp. ruderalis, 947 nucleotides long. Lineage: Eukaryota; Viridiplantae; Streptophyta; Marchantiopsida; Marchantiales; Marchantiaceae. The record is from the annotation of a GenBank genome assembly.